GUAACACGCGCGCGCGUGCGGAGUCACCCUGAAUGAUGUCCGGAGCCACCACCAAAUCUACCACUCCUCACUGCGUUAAAAUGAAAAAGGACGAAUCUUCUUUUUUGGGGAAAUUAGGAGGAACCUUGGUGAGGAAGAAGAAGUCUAAAGAAGUGAGUGAUCUUCACGAGGAGGGUAAGAAUGCCAUCAAUGCUCCCAUGCUUCCCACUGGGACUGACAUCCAUCCAGAGGACACGCUGCUGGAGGACAAUGCUGAGAGGGUCAUGUUGGACCCAACAUCGAGGGAAAAUCUUAAGUUCAAAGAUUUAUUGAAGGUCUUGAUUGACUGGAUCAACAGUGAGUUGGAAGAAGACCGGAUCAUAGUUAAAGACCUGGAGGAGGACUGCUACGAUGGACAAGUUCUCCAGAAGUUAUUUGAAAAGUUGUCUGGCAGGAAGUUGAAUGUGGCUGAGGUGACUCAGUCAGAGAUCGGCCAGAAGCAGAAGCUCCAGACAGUUUUGGAGGCUGUGAAUGAACUGCUGAGGCCUCAUGGCUGGACCAGCGAAUGGAGCGUAGACUCGAUCCAUUCAAAGAACCUGGUGGCUAUUGUUCAUCUGCUGGUGGCGCUCGCGAUGCACUUUCAGGCCCCUAUCCGACUUCCUGAGCAUGUGUCUGUACAGGUGGUCGUGGUCAAGAAACGAGAGGGAAUCCUGCAGACAGCUCUAGUCUCCAAAGAGCUGACGAGCACCACAGAGAUGAUGAUGGGACGAUUCGCAGAGCGGGACGCCUUCGACACCCUGUUGGAUCAUGCACCGGAUAAACUCAAUGUUGUAAAAACGUCACUCAUCACAUUUGUGAACAAACACCUGAACAAGCUGAACCUGGAAGUUACUGAGCUGGAAUCUCAGUUUGCUGAUGGGGUGUACCUGAUAUUACUGAUGGGGUUGCUGGAAAACUACUUUGUCCCUCUGUACAACUUCUUCCUCACCCCUGAGAGCUUUGAACAGAAGGUCCACAAUGUGGCAUUUGCCUUUGAGCUGAUGCAGGACGGAGGCCUGAAGAAACCCAAAGCCAGACCAGAAGAUGUUGUCAACCUGAACCUCAAGUCCACGCUCCGGGUUCUGUACAACCUGUUUACCAACUACAAAAACUCUGAGUGAACUUUUGCAGUUCCAGCUGCUGAUAUUACUCUGAACACUGUCUUGUGCCUCUGCUGAUAUUAUGCUUUACAGUAUGUCUGGACACUGGAGGAGAAGAACUAGGACUGAAGUCAUAAUGUGCCAUAAUAUGCCACAAAAGAGUGUAUUUAUUCCAUCUUAAAUUACAGGAAACCCAGCAAAAUGAAACAAGGGCAAAAGUUUAAAACUGGAAUCAUUUGUCUCAA
Molecule: messenger RNA, 1363 nt
Organism: Solea senegalensis (Senegalese sole)
Lineage: Eukaryota; Metazoa; Chordata; Actinopteri; Pleuronectiformes; Soleidae
Product: beta-parvin-like
Exons: 13
Coding region: 33-1139 (368 amino acids)
Biological process (GO): establishment or maintenance of cell polarity; substrate adhesion-dependent cell spreading; lamellipodium assembly
Cellular component (GO): actin cytoskeleton; cytoplasm; lamellipodium
Molecular function (GO): actin binding
Source: RefSeq, a predicted model, not a curated record